UUGGAAGUUAGCGGCAUAAUUUUAUUUUAUCAGUUCUUUACCGUUUACGAUUAUCUUAGAAAAAUGUUUCAAAGAACGUUCCGGUCGGUGACGUAACGCUGCGGCUGACUGCUUUGUUUGCUGAUUAUUUCGACGGUAUUGCGUUCAUAGCUCCGACCACACAAAGUACUCCGUGGCAGCUACCGUUGUACCUCCCACGUUCACUGCUGCUACUAACGAUAAUAGCAGCAAUUGGUAUUGCGGACAUCUGAGGAAGGAACCAUAUCGAAUCGGAAUUGUCGUGUAAUCACCGACCGGGUUAGGUGUGUUGUAGUUUUUUCGUGGUAAUAUUUUAUAUAAUUUUUUUUUUUUUUAGUUUUAUUUUUUGGUAUAUUUUUGAACUUUAAGUAAUAACAUUUCCAAGUACUUAUGAUAAUUUUGUACAGCGACACUGUUCGUAGUCAAUUGUAAUCACUGUACAUUUGGUAUUUGUAAUUAAACUAUUAAGUGUUACUAAAAAAUAAUUGUAAUUGAUGUUAUUCAGCUACUUCGAAUGCUGUCUUUUUUUAGUUUGUACUAGACACAUAUCUACACACAACAAAUAUAUUAAUGACAAUAAUAACCAUGAUGUUCAUCAGUUGUUAAUGAAAUUAUAUUUGUGCAAGCCAAUGCAUUAAGUCAAAAAUCAGUUUGUUAACAUACUGUUUUAUUAUUGCGCCUUUGCGUUAUUUACAGUAUCAUCAUAUAAUAUUAUUCACUUAUAAAUAGUGAAUAUUUAUACUUCGAUUUUAAGUCUAAACAAAUAAAAAUUCAAAAAUGGCUGCAGAAAGAGAAAUUGCUGCUGAAGACUCCAUUAAAGUUGUGUGUCGAUUCCGUCCUCUUAAUGAUUCAGAAGAAAAAGCUGGUUCUAAGUUUGUAGUAAAGUUUCCUACUGGACCUGAUGAGAAUUGUAUAACCAUUGGAGGAAAAGUAUACUUAUUUGAUAAAGUAUUCAAACCAAAUGCUUCUCAAGAUAAAGUAUAUGGGGAUGCUGCUAAAUCAAUUGUUUCCGAUGUUCUUUGUGGAUAUAAUGGAACUAUAUUUGCAUAUGGUCAAACAUCUUCUGGUAAAACUCACACAAUGGAAGGAGUUAUUGGUGAUCCAUCAAAGCAAGGAAUUAUACCACGUAUAGUCAAUGAUAUUUUUAAUCAUAUCUAUGCUAUGGAGGAAAAUUUAGAGUUUCAUAUAAAAGUAUCAUACUUUGAAAUAUACAUGGAUAAAAUUCGAGAUUUAUUAGAUGUUUCUAAAGUAAAUCUAAGUGUACAUGAAGAUAAGAACCGUGUUCCUUUUGUAAAAGGUGCUACAGAACGUUUUGUUUCUAGUCCAGAAGAAGUAUUUGCUGUGAUCGAAGAAGGAAAAGCAAAUAGACAUAUUGCUGUGACAAAUAUGAAUGAACACAGUUCAAGAAGUCAUAGCGUCUUUUUAAUAAAUGUCAAACAAGAAAAUUUAGAAAAUGAAAAGAAAUUGUCUGGUAAACUUUAUCUAGUUGAUUUAGCUGGUAGUGAAAAGGUAAGUAAAACUGGUGCUGAAGGUACGGUAUUAGACGAAGCAAAGAAUAUAAAUAAGUCUCUCUCAGCUUUGGGAAAUGUUAUAUCAGCAUUGGCAGAAGAUAAAAAGACACAUAUACCCUAUAGAGAUUCUAAGCUUACACGUAUUUUACAAGAAUCAUUGGGUGGUAAUGCACGAACCACCAUCAUUAUUUGUUGUUCUCCAGCAUCUUUUAAUGAAUCAGAAACUAAAUCUACUUUGGAUUUUGGUAGAAGAGCAAAGACAAUUAAAAAUGUUAUUACUGUUAAUGAAGAGUUAACGGCUGAAGAAUGGAAAAGACGUUAUGAGAAAGAGAAAGAAAAGUGUGCUCGUUUCAAAGCGAAAUGUGAUAAAUUGCAAUCUGAGUUAAACCGUUGGAGGUGUGGAGAAACAGUAAAAGAAGAUGAACAGGUUAACUUACAAGAUCCUAUGGAAGCAUCAACUCCAAAUAUUCAAGUUGAUAUUAAAAAAGAGUUUGGUGGUCCAGUACCAGCAAUACCAGGCGGUGUUAUGACAGAGUCUAUGUCAACCGAAGAGCGACAAAAGCUAGAAGAAGAACGUGAAGCUUUAUAUCAACAAUUAGAUGACAAAGAUGAAGAAAUAAAUCAACAAAGUCAGGAUAUUGAAAAGCUUAAAGAACAAAUUAUGGAACAAGAAGAGCUCUUGACAUCAACACAAAGGGAUUAUGAACAGUUGCAACAAGAAAUGCAUCGUAUUACUCAAGAAAACGAAAGUGCCAAAGAAGAAGUUAAAGAAGUAUUACAAGCUCUUGAAGAACUUGCUGUUAAUUAUGACCAAAAAAGUCAAGAAGUUGAUGCUAAAAAUAAAGAAAAUGAAAAUCUUAUUGAAGAAUUAUCACAAAAAGAGUCAUCUUACAAUAUGGCUUCUUCUGAAUUACAACAAUUAAAAGAUAUGUCAGCACACCAAAAGAAACGUACAACUGACAUGCUCUCAAAUCUUCUCAAAGAUAUUUCAGAAAUUGGUGUGGCUAUAGGUAGCGAAGCAGAAUUAAAUCAACAAGCCAUAAGUGAUGGAAAUUGUAAAUUAGAAGAAGAAUUUACUGUUGCCAGGCUCUAUAUUAGCAAAAUGAAAUCAGAAGUUAAAAAUUUAGUUCAACGAUGCAAUUUCUUUGAAACUAAUCAAAGUGACAUGAAUAAAAAGGUUAGUGACUAUGAAAAGGAACUUGCAGAGAGUAGAUUGAAAAUAUCCCAAAAUGAAGCUCGCUUGAAAUCUAUGCAAGAAUCAUUGAAAGAAGCAGAAAACAAAAAACGUGCUUUAGAAGAAAAUGUUGAUGCAUUAAGAGAAGAAUUUGCUAAAGUUAAAGCUGCGGAGCAAGUACAUAUUGUAUCAUCAUCUAAAGAAAAAGCUGAAGAAAAAGAAAAGGCAACUAGCAUGCGUGCUGCUCUUGAACAACAAAUGGAUCAGUUACGAGAUGUUCACCAUAAACAGGUUGCUGAAUUAAGAGAUGAAAUUAGUGAAAAACAAGCUUUAAUUACUGAACUUAAAGAUCAAGUACAAAAAUAUUCAUUAGCUCUACAACAGUUACAAACUGAUUACAACAAAUUACUCCAAGAAGAUCAAGAAAAGAGUCAACGUCUUCAAGAAUUUGUUUUAGCAAAUGAACGUCGUGAACAAGCUCGUAAAGAUCUGAAAGGUUUAGAAGACACAGUUACCAAAGAGCUUCAAACAUUACAUAAUUUAAGAAAGAUAUUUGUCCAAGAUUUGCAAUCACGUAUGAAGAAAUCUGCUACUGUUGAUGAUACAGAUGAAGCUAGUAGUGGUGGUACUUUAGCUCAAAGACAAAAGAUCAGUUUCCUAGAAAAUAACUUGGACCAGUUAACUAAAGUUCAUAAACAGCUAGUUAGGGAUAAUGCCGACUUACGUUGUGAACUACCCAAAUUAGAGAAAAGAUUGCGUGCUACAAUGGACCGAGUGAAGGCCCUUGAAGCAGCUUUAAAAGAUGCUAAAGAAGGUGCUAUGCGUGAUAGGAAAAGGUACCAAUAUGAAGUUGAUCGUAUUAAAGAUGCUGUAAGGCAAAAGAAUUUAGCUCGCAGAGGUCCUAGUCCACAAAUUGCUAAACCAAUAAGGGCUGGUCAACAUAAUAUUAUUGCAAGUAAUCGAAUAACUGAAGAUGAACUUAAAAAACGAAAAGCAGCAAUUAUACCUGAGUUAACUGAAACUAGUUGAAGAGCUUUUUUUACAUUUAACUUUUUUUUAACUAUUCUCAUAUACUCUUGCCAAAUAAGCAUUGUUAGAUUGCAUGGUGGAAGUAUUUGAAAAAAAAAUGAAUUAAUACUAUUUAUGGAAAUAAUUUUUGCUACAAUAUUUUAGAUUAUAAAUUUAUUUUAUCUUGCACUCGCUGUUGUAUUUAAAUACAUCAACAAUUUACAUCUUUAUGCAACUGGUCAUCUAUUUCUCAGUGCUGGACUCUGCCAAAUAAGAAAAUGGCAUGUACUCUUAAAAUAUGUAUCUGAUGGUGCUGUGUAUACACUAAUUCCCCAUUUGUACUUAUUAAUAAUGCAAAAAAAAUCAAAAUAAUUUGAACAAUAUUUUUCUUUAAGUUAAACAAUAACAUUCAGCUUCAAAUUAUUUACAUUUUAGUGAAAAACAUUAUUAUUUUAAAAUAUCUAUUUUUAAAAGUUAAUGUUUAAUUUAUUUUUAACACAACAGCAUGUGUUUUUUAUUUUAGACAUCUGAUUGUGCAACUACGUCUUUAUUUAUUUAUACAUAUAUUCCUAUAUAUUUUUUUUCAAAUAAUAAACGCUGUUAACUAAAUGA
Daktulosphaira vitifoliae (grape phylloxera) is the source of this 4323-nucleotide messenger RNA. It is a transcript of the gene Khc, whose product is annotated as kinesin heavy chain. Gene Ontology annotation, biological process: microtubule-based movement. Gene Ontology annotation, molecular function: ATP binding; microtubule motor activity; microtubule binding. Lineage: Eukaryota; Metazoa; Arthropoda; Insecta; Hemiptera; Phylloxeridae. The record is from RefSeq and is a predicted model, not a curated record. The transcript has 19 exons. The coding region runs from base 796 to 3732 and encodes 978 amino acids.